Messenger RNA from Lepisosteus oculatus (spotted gar), 2591 nucleotides. It is a transcript of the gene dck, whose product is annotated as deoxycytidine kinase. NCBI's taxonomy places the organism in Eukaryota, Metazoa, Chordata, Actinopteri, Semionotiformes, Lepisosteidae. Gene Ontology annotation, molecular function: deoxycytidine kinase activity; ATP binding. Gene Ontology annotation, biological process: nucleobase-containing compound metabolic process. Gene Ontology annotation, cellular component: cytoplasm. The record is from RefSeq and is a predicted model, not a curated record.
CGAUUUCUGUACUUCUGCUGCAGUCUGCACACAGAACCGGGAAGCGCUUAUUGUCGUUUUAAAAUUAAAGUUUCAGUCUUUCAAGUAUGUCACCUACGCCGAAAAGAGCCUGCACAAGUCCUCUGAACGACAGUUUAGAGACAAGGGUUAAGAAAAUAUCAAUAGAAGGCAAUAUUGCUGCAGGCAAGUCCACGUUUGUGCGUCUGCUGGAGGGAUACAGCGAUGAGUGGGAGAUCGUACCUGAGCCCAUAGCCAGGUGGUGCAAUGUGCAGACUCAACACAGCGAAUAUGAGGAAUUAACAACGUCUCAGAAGAGUGGUGGGAAUGUCCUCCAGAUGAUGUAUGAGAAACCAGAGAGAUGGGCCUACACCUUUCAGACCUAUGCCUGCAUGAGCAGAGUGCGUGCACAGCUCAAUUAUCGGAAUGGAAAGCUCCUGGACGCUGAGAACCCAGUGCAGUUCUUUGAGAGAUCGGUUUACAGUGACAGAUACAUUUUUGCUUCUAAUAUGUAUGAAAGUGAAUGCUUUAAUGAAACUGAAUGGGCUAUCUAUCAGGACUGGCAUACAUGGCUGCACUCUCAGUUUGGAAAACAGCUUGCGCUAGAUGGAAUUAUCUAUCUCCGCGCAAUUCCUGAGAAAUGCAUGGAACGACUGCAUGCACGGGGCCGAGAGGAAGAACAAGGCAUUCCCCUGGAGUAUCUGGAGAAGCUCCACUUCAAGCACGAGAGCUGGCUUCAGCAUAAAACCAUGCGCAUGGAUUUUGACUACUUGAAUGAUGUUCCUGUCUUGACUUUGGAUGUAAAUGAAGACUUUAAAGGCGAUAAAAGAAAGUGUGCCACUAUGAUUGAAAAGGUCAGUGAGUUCCUGAGCACUUUAUAGACUGAAGUGAAUGUCUGCACAUCAGCUCCUUAUGAAUUCUGUGAAGAAAAGAUGUACUGUAUUUGCAAAGAUGUUUGGUUGAAUCAUUUAUCUAGUAUUUGAAACUAAAAGUUAGGCAUUAUCUAAUUAAGUAAUCGGUUGUUGUUGUUUUGUUCCUUUUUGUGUCAUCUGUGCUGCCAAGUUUUUUUUAAAGAUUGGCAGACUUGUGUUUUCUGGUGUAUGUGAUAACUAAAGGUAUCUGCAAAAAAAGAUUUUUAUAUUUGUAUGAUGUUUUUGCAUAUUAUAACAUUGAUGUAAACAGCUUGCUUUAUUCUGAAUGAAAAUGAGAAAUUACUUAAAAUAUACCAUGUAAGCAUGUGAUACCUAGAGUAACAGAAAGUAUAAAACCAGUGAUAUAAAUCCCUGUUAUUUUUCUAUAAUCAUGUGUAAAAGACUUGAUCUGGACUACUUGGAGAAAAAGUAAAAUUGUUUCAUUAGAACUCCUAUUCAAAUUUCAAGUGUUAAACUUGUUCUAUUAGGUCUGAGUCUUUAAAAGAAUCCUUGUAGUUCUAUGACUGGAUGGAUUGAUAAAAAGUGCCAUUGUAAUGUGGAUUCCAAAAUGUUAGAAGAACUGCUAUGUUUUACGUUUUCUGUAGUAGAUUCACAAACACAGAACUUAUUAAAUUAAAAUGUCAAAGCCUUUUGCUAAAGAAUAAACGUCAGUAAUUCGUUUUUAAAAUAAAUGUUGAAAGUAUAAGUAUUAAAUGUAUGUAAUGUACAUAAUUUUCCAGUUUUCACUGCCUGAUCAAACAUGCUGUGCAGUAAUAUUACCCUUGGUCUGACUUUGCAUUAGAAGUGACACUAAUAGAAAAAAUUAAUUCAAACAAUGCACUGACUUUGAAUGGUAUUUUGAAAGAUUUUGAAAGCUAAUAUAAUCAAAUGAGAGAAGUGAGUGGCAUGUGACACUUCAACAGUGUGGCACUGAAGGAGUCAGGAGUCAUCUGCAAAGACCAGCUCUGCUUUUUCAAUAGUGGUUUUAGUGAAAUGAUUCGAGUGGUGCCUGAUUUUCCUACAUUGUCUGACAUCAUCACUUUGAAAAUGGACUUGAACUGCAUAACUGGGUUUAUUUGAAUAGGGAAUUCUGUAUGAUGAAGAAACUCCAUAGACAAGAUUAGCAAGUUUGAAGAAAAACACCUGAAAGAGACAGGUGAUUUUGUCCACACAAGGCACAGAUUCAUUACCUCUGUACAAAGGGAGGCACUGUACCUGAAAUAUCAGUCCCACCUUUUUUGCCAGUUGUGAGAAUAAAGUGAGCUUGAUUCUAAACAGCAAAAUACGAUUGUGUUAUUGUAUAUGCCGUUCGUUUUUAUCUUGACAAAAGAUACAAAGGAAAAGCAACAUUUAAUUUAGGAAUGGACAGGAACCUAGGGAUAUUAGUUAUACUUAUACAGUUUUUGAGUGGGAAGCAGCAUCAGGGAGAAAGCUAAAAAAACAAGCUGAGGUAAAUUCCACACUGAAAAGUUGAAAUAAAGAAAAAGAAAAACAUAAUUACAGGUGUAAAGGCUUCUUUGGUAUUAAAUUAUCUUCUGCCUUUUCCUAUGAUAAUUGUAUUCACAUUAAAUAUAUUCAGAUAACAAGGUUCUGGUAACUGUCUACUGAAGGGGGAUCAAAAUGCAUCCGAACAGUCAAGUUAAGAACAAUUGUUGGCAUUAAAGAGAAUCUAAUUUUACUCGA